UCUGCAGAGGAAUCAACAGCUCUGAUUUACACGCUCACUUGAACACAUCGAUGCACGUUCCCUGUCACUUUACCUUGGAGGAAUAUGCUUGUGCACAGCUGGACAACUUCAGCGCCCAUCAGCUGGUGUCUCUCCUGAAGUGUAAUCUGCCCGGAAACAGCAGCCACUCCAAAAUGUUGUGGAAGAUGCUAAUUACUAAGGUCUCGUCUGUCUUGGAUCCAGCUCUGGACAUCCUGGCUAACAUGUCCAUGCCUCCUCCAUCAGCGUCACAGAUUUUGGAUGUGAUCGGAGAAAUCAGGGUGUUGAUGCUGACCGAUGAGCAGCUGAGGAACAGCAGCGUCGUCGCAAAGUGGUUCUCCGGCCGCCUGAGAGGGUUCCUGCCGUCUGCGUCGGGACGGUUCCUGCACUGUCUGAGCCGCAGGAACAUCAGCUGUCAGUCCUACCAGCAAAUACUGCAGGUAUUCAGCCAUCAGUUUGACAACAUGACCUUACAUCAGCAGCACGUGGUCUUCAAGAGCUUCGUCCUGCGUUUCUUGUCUCAUCCACUCUCAGGUCCAGGCUGUGUGUCAGGAUCCAACAGCAGUGCAGAGUGGCUGAAGAAGAAUUUGGGUCCAUUUUCAGUGUUUUUGCCCCUCAAAGAGCUUCUGCUUCUCAACCCACAAUUCAACCCUCUGGAGGUCCUCCAGUUGCUGUCUCCAAAGCAGAGUGCAGAGCUGCUGGUGUUGACUCUUAAAACUCUUCCAGAGAAAGAAGACAUCAUUAAUCUGCUGUUUGAUUCCCUGACUCAGCCGUCCCAGGAGAAGAAACUUCCUGAGUUCCUGUCGAGCCUCGUCAUGUUCCUUCCGAGGGGAAAUCUUUCCUGUUCAGCAUACAAAACACUGUUUGCCAGACUGGACUUGGCCAUGACUACAGUUUCUCCUGAUAUAGCAUCAUCCAUCACCUACAACAAGAUUGACUUAUCCAAGCACAUACCUCCUGGUUGCAUCAUAUACAAUGGAGAGUGCAAAGUCACCAUGAUUAAUGAAACCGACAUUUGCAUUGGAGUCAACAGCACAAUGCUGCAGCGCCACCUUGACAGCGGGAAGAUGAAUGGAAAUUUCUGUCACUUUGGUGUUGAGGAAUUCGCCUGUGCUGAGCUGUCAGCUUUAAAAGCAGAGGAUCUGGCAGCGAUUUUAAAAUGUAAUCGCACCUUCGACUCCAGUGGCUCCAGACCCGUCUGGAAGCUUGUCCUCUCUAAAGCCUCUCAUGUGCUGGAUGAAUCUCUCGAUCUUCUAUCCAACAUGACACUGGACCCCAGAAAUCCUGCACUGUCGAUGAUUUUGGACUCAAUACGAGAAAUCCGACUGGACACCUUCAACAUGGCUCACUUCAACGAUCCUGCCUUCAUCCAGCUGUGGUUCAUUCACAGACUUCGCCCGUUCCUGCAUGCUGUUUCCCCUGACUUUCUGUCAUGUCUCACCACGAGAGGUUUGAGCUGCAGAACCUACCAACACAUUGUGCAGAUUUUGAGCCAUCUUAAGCCGCACAUGACGGCCCCCAUGCAGAUGACUGUCUACACACACUUCAUGAAGGUUUUCCUGACCAGGAACAACACAGCUGACCCUCAGUGUCUCUCAACAACCAAUCAUAGCGCAGAAUGGCUGAAGAGGAACUUUGGUUUGUUCUCAACAUUUGCCCCCAUCACAGACUUCUACAGGCUCAACAGAAACUUCUCUGCACUGGAAGCUCUUCCCGUACUGUCACCGAAGCAGAUAGCAGAGCUGCUGCUGUUGCCUCUUCCGACUCCUUCAGAUGUUGUUAUCAACCAAGUGUUUGACUUCCUGAUGGAGUCCCCUGGAGACGGGAAGCUUGUGGAGGUCCUGCACUUCCUGGCAAAGCUUGCUGAAGAGGUCACUCCACCCUGCCAUGUCUACAGACAAAUUUUUGAGCGACUGUACAGAGCCGUACCAUCUGUGCCUGCGGACAUGGAACCAGUCAUCUGGGCUGGCAUAGACAACCUGAUCAAUGUUGCACCAGAAGGAGCUAAGAUCAUUUAA
Molecule: messenger RNA, 2036 nt
Organism: Scomber scombrus (Atlantic mackerel)
Lineage: Eukaryota; Metazoa; Chordata; Actinopteri; Scombriformes; Scombridae
Exons: 21
Coding region: 51-2036 (661 amino acids)
Source: RefSeq, a predicted model, not a curated record